This is a messenger RNA of Heteronotia binoei (common prickly gecko), 2694 nucleotides long. It is a transcript of the gene PASD1, whose product is annotated as PAS domain containing repressor 1. The record is from RefSeq and is a predicted model, not a curated record. Lineage: Eukaryota; Metazoa; Chordata; Lepidosauria; Squamata; Gekkonidae. Gene Ontology annotation, biological process: regulation of transcription by RNA polymerase II; circadian regulation of gene expression. Gene Ontology annotation, molecular function: DNA-binding transcription factor activity, RNA polymerase II-specific; RNA polymerase II cis-regulatory region sequence-specific DNA binding; protein dimerization activity. The transcript is spliced from 21 exons. Gene Ontology annotation, cellular component: cytoplasm; CLOCK-BMAL transcription complex; nucleus. The coding region runs from base 187 to 2622 and encodes 811 amino acids.
UUUUUAUAAAGAUUACUGAAAUAACAUGUGUGAAGUGUUUGAACACUUAAAAGUGCCAUGUAAAUGGAUUCAUUUCUCCCUCAUCUGUAUUUCAUGCUGUUAACAAGACAUACUUACCAUACCCUGCUAUUUUGGACUGAUGAAUCUAAGGGAUAAAACAGAAUUCUAUAUUGUGUAAACGAGCUGAUGGACGAAGAUGAGAAGGACAGGGCAAAGAGGGCAUCACGCAACAAGUCAGAGAAGAAGAGAAGAGACCAGUUCAAUGUCCUCAUCAAGGAGCUAUGCACCAUGUUGCAAGGCCAUGGCCAUCCUCUCAAGAUGGACAAAUCUACCAUACUGCAGAGGACCAUUGACUUCCUACAGAAACAAAAAGAAAUCACAGCACAGACAGAGGCCUGUGAGAUUAGACAAGACUGGAAGCCUUCGUUUCUUAGCAAUGAGGAGUUCACUCAGUUGAUGUUAGAGGCAUUAGAUGGAUUUCUCAUUGCACUAACCACUGAUGGGAUUAUUAUUUAUGUAUCUGAUAGUGUCUCUUCUCUUCUUGGGCAUUUACCGUCAGAUUUGGUGGACCAAAAUAUAUUAAACUUCCUGCCUGAGUGUGAACAGAGUGAUGUAUACAAGCUGCUUUCCCCACACAUGCUUGUAACAAACCCUGUGGCAGUGGAUUUCCUAAACAGUGAAAAGCAGAUAGAAUUUUGUUGUCAUUUAGCCAGAGGAAACUUAGAUCCAAGUGAACCCAUUAUAUAUGAACAUGUGAAAUUUGUAGUAGAUUUCAAAUAUUUUACUCAUGUGCCUACAUCCUCUUAUAAUGGCUUUGAGUCUGCCAUUGCACGAGCGUUCCGGUCAGCCAAUGAAGAGCAGGUCUGCCUGGUAGCCACAGUCCGUCUUGUUACUCCACAGUUCUUAAAGGAACUUUGCAAUGUGGAAGAACCGUGUGAAGAAUUCACAUCAAGGCACAGUCUGGAAUGGAAAUUUUUGUUUCUAGACCACAGAGCUCCACCUAUUAUAGGUUACUUACCCUUUGAGGUGCUCGGGACUUCAGGUUAUGACUAUUACCAUGCUGAUGACCUGGAGAUUCUUGCUAGGUGCCAUGAACAGUUGAUGCAGUUUGGAAAAGGAAAGUCUUGUUACUAUAGAUUCUUAACCAAGGGCCAGCAAUGGAUAUGGCUACAAACACACUAUUACAUUACUUACCAUCAAUGGAACUCCAAGCCUGAGUUUAUUGUCUGUACCCACACAGUAGUUAGUUAUGCUGAGGUUCGAGCUGAAAGAAGACGAGACCUUGGCCUUGAGGAGUCGUCCAUUGAACUGGCGUCUUCAUCUUUGAAGAGUCAAGAAAGUUUCAUUGAUAUCCGGCCAUGUGUAGCCAGCCAAGAACCCAGUCGGGAGAGAGUGUCCGUAUCAUCUCAUAGUUCCCGCCCAUCCUCGCACACAGCACUCUCUGACUCUGCAUCAACAUCAUCCAUACGGCACACCGAUGCCAGCACCCCUACCAGACAAUCGUUACCCUUGCCAGACAAGGCACCUCUCAGGCUGGCCUCAAGCAGCAGCACACAGGGUAUAAUAACCCCUCAGACGCCCACUGAGCAUCUCACGCAGCGUCACAUGGCGCAGCCCACGGUUCCCUCACAGCAAGCGGUUAUGCCUGUGUAUCACUUCCCAGCUCAGAUAGGGAUGAUGCAUCAGCUGAAAGAGCAGCUGGAGGAGAGGACCCGCAUCUUGCAAGCUGACAUUAAGACGCAGCAAGAGGAGCUGCAUGUCAUCAAAGAGCAGCUUCUGUUGGUGCAAGACUCCAACCUGCAGAUGUUGAUGCAACAGCCAAUGCCAAUGGUCUUCAACAACGUGCAGCAACCCCAGAACCCACGGAGGCCUUUUCAGCCGCAAGCAGCAGCAACAGGGAGUAGGCACGGGACAACCUCCAAGAAGUCUCAGCAGCAAGGCCUUACGGGAGCCAAGCAGUAUUGUGGCACACCCUUGCCCUCGCCACGGCAAUUCCUCAGGGAACCUUGUGUUCCGUCAUCCCAGGUACAGCAACAGCAGCAGCAGCAAAAGCAUGUUCUGAGAGGAAACCAAAUCCAGCAGGCAUGCUUGCCAAUGCAGAUGAGCAUUUCAAUGCCCCUCUACAAUAAUCCCAUGGUGUUCUCUCAGGCGCACCCUAUCACUGUGUCUGCUCCGAUGCCUGCCGAAAUGACCGAGAGGCAGCAGCAGCCUGACUACAGCCAAGAUCGGAGUCUACGAUUCCCUCAAGAGCAGCAGGGCUUGCCUCCUGCCAUCCAGAUGCAGCCAAUCACCUGCACCGCUGGUCGCGCCUCUGCUCCCGCCCCUGUGUUUACCCCCUCAGUGAUGAUUCCACACACCAACAUUACUGCACAGCAGAGCCAUGCCCCUGGCACCCUCCACCAGUGGCAGCCGCAGCAAGUUCAACAACAUCACCUCUAUCUUCAGAUGCCAGGUGCUACUGAGCCAGUCCAGGCAGGCCAAAACCAGCACGUAUUUCAGCCCUCUCAUCUGCCACAGCAGAAUGCCACUAUGGGCUAUUUCCACCACCCGCAGCCACAGAACCACCACCUGCAGGGCCAGCCUUGUGGCUUGCAAGACCUGUCCGAAAUACAAAUGCCUUGAGGCUGAGGCUGGAAAGACAGCGGUGGCAGGUGCAUGCUGAGGCGGAGCAGGGGCUGUGCUGAGCAGAGGGUG